Molecule: messenger RNA, 2856 nt
Organism: Gastrolobium bilobum
Lineage: Eukaryota; Viridiplantae; Streptophyta; Magnoliopsida; Fabales; Fabaceae
Exons: 12
Coding region: 7-2091 (694 amino acids)
Source: RefSeq, a predicted model, not a curated record
CCGGAAAUGUCUCCGCCCGGUGAACUCCGGUGGCUCUGCCGACUUGUCGACGAGUCACUCCGCCCCUACAUAGAACCACGUGAGUUCGUUUCGGUGUGCAAGGAGAAGGAGAAGGAGAUUCUAGUCGCUUCUUCUCAGGUCGUGAGAAAAAUUCAGGUGCAGAUUCGUGGAUUUGAUUUUGGUGCGGACGCGAAACCUGCUCCAGACAAAGAAGAAUUGUGCUGUUCGAACCAGCAUUCUUCUGUCGAUCAAUGUCUACAGAAAAUCGUAACUGAAAUGAUGAUUUUGCUAACUGUGAAGAGUGAAUUUGUUCGACACGUGGCUGUCAAUGCUCUUGUCUUAACUUCAAAGCUUGUGUCCACAACGGGUAACAAUUGGGAUGGUUGCAUUCAUUUGUUGUGCUGUUCCUUGGAAAUGGCGAUUGCUAGAAUGCUAUCGUGUUCGUACGCGCCUUCUUCUGGUGCUGAAAAUAAUGACUUUGAUUCUUCCAACGUUGAUUUUCUGAUGCAAUGUGGGCUGAAGAAUUGUGAUUGGUCUACUGUGGCUGGCAUCACUCAGGUGCUUCGUGUUAUAUGCAAACAGUUGAAGGAAGACUAUGAUGAUGGACUUGUCAAAGUGUACUAUGACUCUGUUAAUUCUUGUCUUUUGAAAAUGCCUUGGGAUUUGUUGGAUGAGUAUUAUCAGAGUUGUGACAUUGGUGGCACCAAUAAAAGCUCUUCUAUGAAUCAAUUGAGCCGCAAUAGUUUCGGUGCUAUGGAGCCUAAGUUUCUUGGCACUUUUCUUCAGUUGCUAUGCUCUUUGGUUGACCGGAAUGAUUUUGUGGAAACUGGUUGUGAUUCUGCCAGUAAACAUCCAAUUAUUGUCACAGUCACGAAUCUUAUACCUAGACUUGUAAAGUGGUGUCUCGGCAAGCAAGAAGAUAGUGCUGAGACAUGCAGCAUUCAUUACUUGAAACACAAGUUGCUGGUUCUGAUGAUCAGACUUGGCUCACUCACAUAUCUAGACUGUUCGAUCCUUCUUUCUUGGUUUGAACUCCUUCAUAACUACUUUGAAGAGCUUUUGCAGAAACCCUUAACUCAAUUUCAGUCUGAUCAAGGUGAUUGUCUGGAAGGCUCUCCAUUUUUAUUUAGUUUGUCGGACGAAGAAGCAUGUGGGAUGUAUUCCAGCCACCUCCAAAGACAAGCUGUUUUCCUCUUACUGGCUUGUUCAUUCAGUUUGAUCAGUCAAAGAGGAGAGAAUGCUCACCACUGUAAUUGUUCAUCUUUAUGCUCAUGUUUUACCACUAACCCAGAUUCAGAGCUUGAUCAUUCCUGCAGAAAAAAAGGAUCACAAGAACUUUACAAGUGGAUUCAAGGACAUCUUCCAACUGAGGUCACUAUCAACCAUGAAAAGUACAUGGAGAUAUGUAUGAACUUCAUAUCAUCUUUCCUCCAGCUAUAUCUACGCGAGGAUGAUCUAUUGUUUGAAGUGCUUUUGCAAUUGCUUAGCAUAUCAUCAUGUCUCCAGCAACAGUUUGAAAGAAAGGAUGCUGCAUAUCAGGAUGUAAAGAAGGAUUUUCCUUUUGAUCUGUUAGACAUUUUCAAUCCUGUGUACCUUUUCCAUCUGUUUCUUUCAGAGAUACAUUAUGAUCACCAAGUGCUUCUUGAUUACCUCAUUUCGAAAGAUACUGGAAUAAGCUGUGCUAAAUAUCUUCUUAGGAUCUUGCAUUUGAUAUGCAACUCAUGGAAAUUAUUUAUGGAAUUUCCACUAAAUGGAGAAUUUUUAAAUCAAUCAUCUUGCAAGAGAAGAAAAGUUUUAGGGGAUGGUCCACAGUUCCUGGCAGAUGGAAUGCCUUCUUCAGUUGACAACGAGGCGAGUAUCGUAUUGCAUAUCAAGAAUUAUAAGGAAGACACUCAAUAUGGCUUCAAGUACUAUUUUAUUAAGCCAUUCAAGAAAGCUGCAGAAUGUUUACUAUCUUUGAACAAUUCUGUUGAAAAUCUUCAUCAAAAGAACUUGUUUCCAUAUAAUCCUGAAGUGCUUCUGAAACGUCUAAGAAGAUUUCAAGAGUUCUGCUGUCAGGAAAAGGGAUUCCAUGGACAGAAAACUGAGUAAUUACCAAAACUGCACGAAUGUUGUCUGGAAGUUUGGCUAUCUUGCAUUUUUUAUUGGUGAUCGAACUACGUACUUGGGGGGCGGUGGCAUGCAUGGACUGAAAGGGGUAAAUUGUGUGCUGGUUCACUGAGCUGCAUGGGUAUAAGAUGGCUACUCCAAUGGUACAUGGGGUCUUAGUGCCACAGCUCAAGAAAUGGCUGCUACUGGAUGUCUUUCUUGUGGAUGCCUUUCUCUUCGUACAUGGAGCUUGCAUUCUUGCUCCUCCAAAUAAGCAUGUCAUGCAGGACAAGAUCACAAGUGGAAACUUUGUUGCCAUGGUUUUAUAAAUCUCAUUCAAAGUCAAUCUUGUACCCCGUCAUUUAAAGGCUGUCAUGAAAAGGGGUCGAGUGGCUAAUAUUAGAAUCUUGUAGCAUAUUAGAGGCUGGGAAAAACAAAUUAGGAUAAUAGAAUUACGUGAGAUAAAGGACCGAAAGAAUUUGGGUUAUUUUCAUCCUUCUUGUCACAACCACCUUCGUGUGUGCUUAUGGAGAAUGACAACCAAGUUAAAAGAUCGAAUACGCAUAAAAAUGAUAUUGGAAUUGCGUGAGAUAAAGGAUGAAAGACUUUGGGUUAGUGUAGGAACUCAGUUAUCCACCUUAUUAAUUUUUAGAAUCAACUAUAGGCCAUAUGUAUUUCCCUUAAUAUCUCCUUUACCAUUAGAAGUGUUGGUUGUUAAGAAUUCUGUUACAGCAAUAAUUUUUUUAAAUAGGCUAUCAAUGAGAAAGA